AUGUUCAGCAGCAACGCGAGCGUCUUUCUCAGGAGGCGACUGCUGAAAGCCAGUCUUGAGCCGGACGUGCAUCAACGUCACAUACGAUCAGGAUAUCCUGCCGCAUGGUAAGCUUAUCUAGCAGAGGAGCAUUGUCCGCUGGGUCAUAUCGCGGCGAUCGAAAGGCCCAAAAGACGUCGAGGCUUGGUAAACCCCGCACUUUAAUAGUUAAACAGAUAGCUUCACAAGUGAAUCCAAAGUUGCCUGUUUUUUGAUAGUAAUAAUCCACACGUUUGGACAACCGGUAUUCUGCAAACGAGAUAAUGACUGAAUGUAUAUAUCUGAGAUGGACCUGUGGCCUUUCGAUCUUUGAUACAUGCUCUGCGUAUUGCUGCAAAUGAUUUCAGGUGGUGUUUUCGAUGCGGCUCAAACCUUCGUCUAACGUGUCAGCCUCGCAGACAUUCAAAUCGAACUCGUCCAAAAGAAGAACGGCAUGGGCGGCCUCCCAUGUUUGUUGUUGAUUACUAAAUCUUGCCAAUAGAACAGAAGAGACAAGUCCCAGGAAGUAGUCUUUAAAAAGGAGACACGAUCGCUGGGACAAGAGCUUUAUUAGCCUGACGUUUAACAAGUGCAAUGACAUUCCCCUUCCAUACUCGGUGCUGAGGCUUCGCCCAGGCGGAGUAAUUAGCCACGCAAGGAGCGCACAAGUGAACACUUUUCCCAACUCCAGGGUCGGUGGAUCAGAUGGUCGAGCAAUCAUCACACCAACACCCAACGCACGUGAUGAAAUUGCAGCAAUUAACGACGCGAAUGUCGGCCAUCAAACAAUCAGCACAACAAGUGCGACGUUCCCGGAUGGAGGGGAGAGCCGUGAAUGUUCAUAGGUAUGCGAUAGCAUGGCGACUGCAUCUUAUAAAUACUGCAGCCCCUUGUCCAUGAACCGAUCGUAUCUGCUUUUGUCUCUGAGGGUGGGUUCGAGCAGGAAUCCGAAACGUCAGGCUAGUAGAGCUCUUGUCCCAACGAUCGCCUUUCCUUCUUCAAAACUAAACCAUGUUCUCUUCCGAAGUUCAAGGACUAAUAGACCACGCGUCGGCCUCUCUGCUGGCGUGUAGUUGGGUUGGAAAGACGCCUCCGUAUGAACCUGGAGAGAAUGAAUCUGUCUGUUUCCUACAGUCAAGCACAACUUUAACGGACAACUAAAGUCUCCAUGAACGGGAGAAGGUAACUGUGAUUAGCGGAUUUUGUCCUACAGAAGUAGCCAUUUCAUGGAGUCCUGCACAUUCCAACCCGUGUCUUUGGCAACAGUAGCGAAACACCUUAAAAAUGUCCGUGGAUCAACAGCUGCCGGACUGGUUGGUGUCUUGCCUUUUUUUCUUAAAUCUUGCAGUUCUCAGAUAGCCCCUAUUUUAACGCACCUAAUCAAUAUGUCUUUCAUGGAGUCCAAGAUUCCCGACGCCUGGGGUACAGUGAGAAUCACUCCCAUCCCUAAAAUGCCCGCUAACUUUGGUCCUUAAUCUUUUCGUCCAAUUGCCUGCUCCUCUACAAUAUUAAAGCUUGCUGAAAGAGUUGACCUAGAUAUCAUAAAGCCUUUUUCUUCCAGUUUUUCCGACCCCAUGCAAUUUGCAUAUAAAGCCAAACGGAGUACUUUAGAUGCUUUUGCUCUUGUGGUUCACUCUGCUCUAAAAGCAUUAGACAAGGGUUGCCGCGAGUAUGCGUGCGCUUUUCUUGAUUAGACCUCCGCCUUCAAUACUGUCCAGCGCCCUCUUCUCCUUACCAAAACCUCCGCAUGCGGCUCUCCAGGCUGGGUCGUCUCUUGGCUUAGAGAUUAUUUUACCUUCCGCACUCAAUUUGUCCAAUCUGGCAAGCGGAAAUCUUCGACCCUUCCCAAUGACUGCGGUGUUCUUCAAGGUUCCAUUCUAUCCCCUCACCUUUUCUUCCUCCACACUGACGAUCUAAGGUCCCCUAAUGACUGUCUUCUGGUCAUGUUUGCUGAUGAUGUGGUUUUUGGAGACCCUCCCAAAAGUCAGACACACUUCCGGUCUCUAAAGGAUGGCCUAAACCAUGUCCUAGCGUGGUCGGAGGAAAAUGGUUUCCUAAUUAACAACCGAAAAUCCGUUCAGUGUAUUUUUCGACUGCGGCCCUCUCCUAAUCCUGAUUCCUCUGACAUUCUUCCUCACGAAGUAUCCUCUUUCAGGUACCUCGGCGUUACUUUGUCCUCAAAUCUUUCAUUUUCCCUCCAUAUUGGGUCCCUAUUUAUUAAAGUUCGUAAACUUCUUUACUACAUACGUCGUUUGCGUUCCUACCCCACACCUCAACCCUUAGUCUGGCGAUUCAUUGAUGUCUGCAUUCUUCCUCUUAUCCUAUACUGUUCUCCUGUCAUUUUUCCUGCUUUGCUAAAAAAGGACCUUUUAAUUUUGAAACGAGUCCUCCGCAUGCUCUCUUCUGCUGCUGGUGUUUCUAAUCUUUAUUUAAUUGACACUAUCUUACAACGACACUUCAAUGCGGUCAAGCAAUUUGCUGGUCGAAUUCUAGAUGACGUUGCCCACCCCCUACAUUCCGAUCUUAUGUCUGCGAAGUCUUCACGCCUGAUGCGCCGCAACUUCCGUCUUAUACCCUGUCGCACAUCGGCUUAUCGAGCCUCUGUAUUGCCAUUCCUGGCGCGCUAUCUGACGUGCGAAGAGACAGAAAUACCGAAGCUAAGACUUGAACUAUCCCCAUAAUAAUCGUUUCUUUGACUGUCGAAUAAUCUCUUAACUUAUUUACUGCCACAGUGAAUGGAGCCAAUUUUUGCUGAAAACUCUGAACCUAAGAUUUCAAAAUAAAGCUAAUUCCCCUCUCAAAUCUCUCAAUAAAUGAGAUAAGGAUGGUGGUUCCUGGUUAAAAUACCGUUGCUAGUCACCUACGUGGACACAAUGCUGGAACAUCAGAGCGAAAGGACGCUGGCGUACUUUUUCCCGCAAAGAAGCCGGGUUAAGGAUUAACACAUGAUGAGACCGGACUGCUACCAGCCCAUGCGCACAUCCACUGGGUUUGUGUAUGCUGCCCAUGCGCGUGCCAUCUGAGAACGAUCCUCUGACUCAUGAAUCAUCUAUUAUGAAACGCCCCUCACUCGCUGCGUUGGCCUCUAGAGUUGAAAAAUAAACGUCUUGUUUGACUGUAGAUUCCGUCAGACGCCUUCAUCUGAGUUGACUUCGCGAUAUGAGUAAAGGAAGCUGUCGCUGAGUUCCAAAUGAACCGCAGUAUAAAGUAGAAGUUCGCGUUGCGUCUUUUAGAUGCAGCAUUACAACCGCUUUUUGAGAAAACGUAUUAAUGAAUAAGUCAGGGCACCUAUGAGUAUUAAUUUAAGGCUUAUUUUCUCGAGCAACCUGUCGUAAGGAAAGCGUUAUGGUAAGAUAAAGCGUGAAAGAUUAACGCUCAUUGGAAUGACUAAAUACGGACAAAAAGCGAUGAAAACUCACGGCUUUCUGCAUUCUGCACAGACACUCUCAACCUCAUCCAUGACGGAUCAAAAUUGGUUUGCUUUACCAACUGCAACAACACACGCCACGCCAGCUCUGAACAUAUACAAUGCUAUGGCCAGUUCGGUUGUAGCAAUAGCACCCUCCCCUCAGCCAAUGAGUAAGACACUGAAACACGAGUGGUUACGCAUACCACCAAUCAGAAGAAAGGACUAUGUACUAUAACGUGAGCCUCGCCGAGUUUUCUAGCCGAUACCACUAGGCAGGCUGUGAUCAGAAUAAACUUGGCACAUGCACAACUUUCACGUAGUUUACUUGCGCAAUGACGUAUGUGCCGCUGACAAAAUCUGAAAGGUGUUGCGUAAUUUUUUUCCGGCCACAAAGGUUCCCUCCUCGGAAAUUUUGAAAAACGCGUGGUACGAUGAGCAGCUAGUGGAUUGCUAAGAAAUUCACGCGAUUUCUUUUAUUGAAAAUUUAAAAAGGACGCGCUUUUUGGAGGAGGGUUUUUGUUAAAUAACCCAGUUCACAACUUGUUUUGUUUACAUGUCAACGAUCGCUUCCUUCGUCAACUGGAAAACAGGGUUCAAUAUCCGCAAUCAUAACUGUACAUUAUCGCAUGAUAGUUGGCUUCAGCUAUCUCAUGGUUUCAGAUCCACAGGUCGCGAGUUCGAGGCUCGGGUGUUCCGCACUUCGGGCUUGGGUAUGGCUGGCUGACGACGGCUAAUAAGCCAGAAAUGGCCAUUCCAGUCUUCCUUGUCUUUGUCGGUAAUACCAUUCUGCCCACACUUGUCUAUCGACUGUUUCGAAUACUUACAACAGAACAAAUAAAGCAAGACAAGAUCAGUGAACCUAGGUGCUGCGUCUCUGAGUACCACGCCUCAAUUUAUUUCAAUACAGCAUUAACUUCAGGUUCCUAUAUCUAAAUGGUUAUUGAAGUAAUGAAUUAAAAGAUACGGGCGAGUAGUUAAUUCUGUCGUAGCUUGGGUUUGGGAAGGGAAACGGGAGGGCGAAACACUAAAAUUUCAGUCAGCGCAAGUGAGAAGUUGGGCCGCAGAGAAGGUAAUUAUAUGUGGGUGGCUGGCUUGGUGGUUUUGACCCAUGGCAACUGUGGGACCUGUAUGAAGAGUUUCUGUGCGCAUAGGACCAGUUCGCAGUUCCUAUUUGACAACAAUCUAUAAAGACAGAUGGACGGUAUAGCUAUGAGCUCGCCCCUUGACCCGCUUUUGACCAAAUUUUUUCAUAGGCGGGCUAUUAGCUUUCCAGCUAAGGUCUCAGAUACUAUGGGCUGUACUUGGAUGAUAUAUUCGCAAGUGAACCGAAAAAAGUGACAUUUUAAUUCUACUGAAUGAUAUAAAUCAGGAACACCCAUAAAACAAAUUCACUCUGGGAGAAGGACAGUCCGGUUCACGUCGCUUUCUGGAUGUGCCUCUGAGUAGAAGACCUGACGGCAGCAUUAGACCUAGCGUCAAUCGUAAGAAAAUGUUGUCCGGACAAUAACCCAAUUUAGGAAUUUCCCACCGUUAAACGUUAAACGUAAUUUAAUCCGCUAAAGAGUGAGAAGGAUCUGCUCAGCUGAUACUGCUGAGGAAGAGCUUAAGAUCAUCGAAAGCUUUCUCCGCCAGGAUGGGUAUCUUGAUAGAUUAAUUGCUAGAUGAUCGUCGAAAGACCACCAAAGCCCCCGAUGCUAACGGUAGGAAAAAAAAGGCUCUUAAUCAUGAUCCUAUUUCAAGGGGACGCGCCAAGUGAACUCUUAAGAAGACGCCUAACUCGAGCUGUAUCACAGAUCUUUCCAGCAGCUGACACACAUGUACUCUCUCCACUAAUUCCAUCCUAAACGGAGAGGGCAAGGACAAACUGCCAACGCAGACCACUUCUAUGUGUAUUUACGCUAUCACCUGCUCCCGUGGGGCAGAUGAUAUUGGUCGCACGAGCUGGCGUUUGUCCAAAAGAAUAAAAGAACAUCGUCAAGCAUGGUUAAGAAAUGGUCAAAUAAAGAGCAUCAUCAGCUUUAUCCUCGCCCACAUGGUAGACACAGAGCACCGUGUAGACGCCAGAGAGGCCUUCACAGUGAUUCACAAUGUCCCGUCAAGUUAUCCAAAACUACUUGAACAGCGCCUGUUGGGUACGGUGGAGGCGGCUGCAAUCAGGCUACGCGGACCGGUUCUAGGCGUACAAAAGCUCUUCAUAAAGGUCCCACAGUUGCCAUGCGUCAAAACCACCAAACCAGCCACCCAUAUAUAAUUACCGUCCCCGGCACCCACCUUCUCACUGGCGCUGGCUGGAAUUUUGGUGCUUUACACUUCCCCUCCCAUCCACUCCCCAAGCCCGAUUUACGGCAUAACUACCUACUUGUCCGUAUCUUUUAAUUCAUUACUUCAAUAGGCAUUUGAAUGUGCAGGCCUGAAGAGAAUCUACCGAAAGCGGACGUAUGCUCGCCAAACUGCCUUCGGAAUUUUCCAAUAGGAAUUUCCGCAACACUAAUAACUCACGCGUCGUCAUUCGAGGUGAAUAAUCCGCCGAACCUCAGUAAAUUGUGAGCCAUUGCUCUUUUUAAAAAUGUAUAUGGAACGGAAAUACGAGGACUGACACUUCCCUGGCACAGAAGUCUCAAGUUACCUGGCCGGAGUUUAGACGUUAUUCCAUGGGAGUCAUGGCAACCCAGCAAGACACUGACUUAGAAGGAAGGAAAGCUCCGAUCUAUCGUUUACCGUGCAAGUGUCAGGGGAGCUACAUGUGAUAUGGUCCGACAGCCUCCACCAAUCCGUUUGCAACCUGUCGAAUACCUGUUUCACCUAUGCCAUUUUUUGAAUCUUCAAAGAUCCCGUUGGCGGUUGUGGCGCAGUCAACUACACAUGAACGAUGGCUUAAAGAAAUGGAUCAAUCGGACUGCAAUUCAGGACCAGAACUGCGUCGUCUCACGUGUAUGGGUAUGUGAAAUCAGUUGAAGGGCUCGCCAGUACUGUGAGAACCGGAAUAUUUGCAAAAAGAAUGCCCGAACGGUUGAAGACAUCCAUUUUUACUAAUGUCCAUCUGUUAAGAGAGGUACAAACUCAAGCAGAUCGGGGCUAGUAGUCACUUAAACAGGUAGAACAGAUGUAACUUCGACGCCCUGGUCGAUUCUAUGGCGGGAUUUUCGUAGGUCCUCCAAAGAUGUCCAUUAAUCCUUCGCGACGUCACAGCGGCGUGUAUCACCCCUAUUUAUGACAAGUUUUGAAUGAUGCGCUGUCUUUGUCUGAGAGGGUUGAUAUUUUUGGGUUUUUCACAAACUGCUGACUAUCAAAUCAAGUGCUCUAACCUCGCCCUUCGAUCCCACUAUGUCCUCCCUGUGGCAACAACUAGAGGGUCUCCCUAGUCAGCAAGAUGAUACGGCUUAGGUGAUUUAGACGUCUUCUUCGUCACCCUCCCUUGGAGUUCAGUACUGCUACAACAAACACGUCUUCAGUCAUUGUACCUGAAGACCUGAAGAAUAUUUCGAUAGAUAGUGAGCUAUCAGUCAACCGCAGAGUUAGGCUCAAGCAGGUUGAAAUAAGCCUAGUUCCAGCAGUCCACCUACCGAAGUAAAGGACUACAGGAAUUUAGUGAUGGCUAAUGUUAAUCCCGGGGGGAUUAUUUAUACUUUGCGUUGUCGAUGAUCCUGACCAGUAGCGAAUCGCAGCUUCAAGCCACCGAGACAGUGCAUUCUACCGACGAUGGAAGUGUCCCCUAUCUGACCAUGACAUACAGCCAUUUGGGCACCUUAUUCAGUAUGUACGACAGUUCGGUCGUCGAUUCUGAUGCCCUCUGCCACGUACUCUACAGCAGGAUGAGAGCAGGGACGGUGAAUUGCGCACGAAUCCAUUUUUAAUGAUGUGGGACUUUCGCAACGCCUACCUCACUCUCCCCUCUCCUUCUCUGGCCACGUCAUGACCAACUCAAGGAGACCAGAGGCGAGGAAGGCUUCGGAUGGCUGGCAGGAUGAAAAGCUGCACCUAGGCGCACCCCCGCACCUUCCAUACCACGACAAGCAUGAUCAAGAUUUUCUGUAAUACCAAAUAUGGGGAGGUGGCAGGGAUCUCAAUUGGCACGGCGUAAGCUUGCAGCUGGACAUGCCACUGUACCCCGAAUGUUGACACUUGUUAUGCGCGCGCAUUGCCGACAACGCCUGCCAGAAUUCGAUGCGGCCUCCGUGUUAGUCCAGCGCAUCUACCGCGUGGUCCGCUUGAGGAGCGAUUCGGUAUGCACAGUCACGAGGACGCCUGUCUAUCGUAGUGUCCGCUAUACCCUGGCUCCCCGGGCACAGACUAUGAUACAAAUGCAGUAGACCAAAAGAUGAGGCAAACUGACUCAUGGCAUGUAUUUGUCGGGCUACGGUGAGUCCCCCAGUCUGUUUAUACCGUAGACUCCUUCAGCCACUGCGUUCUUUCCCACCUCCGGUUGUCUUGGUAUCGCACUUUCCUCGCAUCCAUGUGGAUGAGGAGAGGGAGAGUGUGUGUGACUGAGGCUGCGCAAGUCCGCGCCAGAUCUUUGGGGUUCUUGGUAGAUGUCGUCGCAUGAGGUGGUCGAUAUCCCGUAUUCUUCAUGUACCAAGCAAACGAUUAGAUAUUAAUCAGCAUUCUCCGUUCAGGCCCAUUUACUUCUGCCAUCUUUAUAACAGUCCCACGUCGGUAUUUCAAGUUGACUGAGGGACCGUUUCCCUAUAUCACGUCUUUUCAGAGGUUUAGAUUUUAUAGCAUUGUUGGUCACUUGAAAAUAACUCCUGGGUUGACAUCGUGGUCCACGUUUAAAAGCCAUUAGACAAAAAAUCAGAAAGAGGAGUAGGAACGAAGCGGGAAGGGAGGAGGAGGAGGAGGAGGAGGAUGAGGAGGAGGAGGAGGAGGAGGACGAGGAGGACGAGGACGAGGACGAGGAGGAGGAGGAGGAGGACGAGGACGAGGACGAGGACGAGGAGGAAGAGAAGAAGAAGAAGAAGAAAAGAGGGGCAGGAGAAGGAGAAGGAGGAGGAGGAGGAGGAGGUGGGGGCGAGAGGUAG
Molecule: messenger RNA, 8445 nt
Organism: Spirometra erinaceieuropaei
Lineage: Eukaryota; Metazoa; Platyhelminthes; Cestoda; Diphyllobothriidea; Diphyllobothriidae
Source: the annotation of a GenBank genome assembly